AUGUCCGACAAGGAGACCUAUGUGCGCCUCUUCUACAAGGGCACCAGUCUUGUUGUGCCAAUGUCGUUUGUGCUGAACGAACACCCUGGCGGUGCUGAGUACAUCCUGCAGUACGCCAACCAGGAUAUCACGAGCGCCUUUGAGGACAUGAACCACUCUACCAACGCGCACGCACUUCUCAACACCUUUGAGGAGGUUGAGGCUAAGGAGGGCGUCAGGGAUAUCUACAACCCGGCAGAAUAUCAACGCAAGAUCAAGCUAUCGCACAGCUACGACGAGGAGCGUCGCUGCAUCACAGAGAUGCGCCGGUGGCGCCGGAGAACCACGCUGAUUACGGCGAUGACGACAUUGGCAGCGAUGGGUGUUGCCGCCUACGCGCUGCGACGUCAUCUGCAGCGCGCAUGA
Leishmania major strain Friedlin is the source of this 405-nucleotide messenger RNA. RefSeq lists its product as hypothetical. The coding region runs from base 1 to 405 and encodes 134 amino acids. Lineage: Eukaryota; Euglenozoa; Kinetoplastea; Trypanosomatida; Trypanosomatidae. Gene Ontology annotation, molecular function: heme binding. The record is from RefSeq and is a predicted model, not a curated record. Gene Ontology annotation, cellular component: membrane; intracellular membrane-bounded organelle. The transcript has a single exon.